GUAAACAUUCUGGCGCGGGAUUUUUUAAACGCUCAGCCAGGUUAGAGAAUUUUACUAUUCAGACGUCAGUAUCUUUGUUGUUAGAUAGUUGCCGUAGUAACCUGAACUAGUCGCUCACCAGUUCCACUAAGAACGAGUUGGCUCAAAGCGGGAAAUUAGAUGUAAAGCAAUAUGGACAAUUAGUGUGUAAUGUUGAACUUCCUGCUCUUUCAAUGUGCGUGGCGACAAUCUACUCGCAUUCUACACAUGCAGCAUCGGUUGUUAAAAUACUGAGACAGUUUUUAAGAUUUAGCUAUCAGAAAUCACGCAUGGAGCGUUGCAAUGGGAGGCAAGAGGAAAUGACCCCUCAAACAACAAACACGUCUUUCGGGCAGUAUGCGUAUACUGCAGAGGAGUACCAGGCUGUCCAGAAUGCUUUACGGCAGAGACUCGGACCUGAAUAUAUCAGCACCAGACAGGCUGGAGGUGGACAAAAGGUUUGCUAUAUUGAGGGCCACAGAGUUAUAAGUUUAGCCAAUGAAAUGUUUGGGUACAAUGGAUGGUCGCACUCAAUAUCUCAACAAAAUGUUGAUUUUGUGGACCUUAUCAAUGGGAAAUUUUAUGUUGGAGUUAGUGCAUUUGUGAAAGUUCAGCUGAAGGAUGGCUCGUACCAUGAGGAUGUAGGCUACGGGGUGAGUGAAGGUCUCAAAUCCAAAGCUUUGUCACUGGAAAAGGCAAGAAAAGAAGCUGUCACAGAUGGAUUGAAGAGAGCGCUGAAGUGUUUUGGAAAUGCGCUUGGAAAUUGCAUUCUUAAUAAGGAGUACCUAAUAGCCAUCAAUAAACUACCAAAGCAGCCACCUCCCCCUAUAGACCUGGACAAGGCCAAACGCUGUGAUGGUGAGCCAUCCGUGGAGAAGGCCAGGUACAACAGCUUGGCUCAAGCCAACAGCUGGGGUUUGACCAAGCCAGAAGAACCAAACAACAUUCCCUUACAAAAGAUGGGAGUUCAGCCUGUACAAGGAGGGCAUGAAAGUGGCACUAGAUCCAGGACUUCAUUCACAAACAUGGCACCACAUUCCGGCAACACUUCAGCUCACCAGGAUGUUGAAAACAGGCCCAGCAACACCUCAAGGUCAGCAGCUGACAUGGCUGACCUGUCCUCGUCUGAUCCUCUGCUGGACUCCAAGCAACAGAGGAAGCUGAGACAGCAGCAGCUGCAGCAAAAGUUCAGACUGGAAAUGGAGGCUAAGAAGUUGCUACAGGGACAACCACAGCAGAAAACGCCACAUUCAAAUCCUUCUACAGGGCAGCCGCUGCAUUCAAAGCAAGGUGCGAUUGAAAAAUACGACCCAGAAAUAUGGGACUUCACUCUAGAUGGCAUCGAUAUGCUUGACGAUCCCACAGGAGGCUCUUCGGAACCUUCUCGUCCCACCACACCAAGCCAACACAAGAUGAUGACACGCAGCAAAACCCCUCAGAGAGCCCAACACCUGAGACCACCAGCCCAACCCCAGGGACAUGUUGUUCCACAAGACCAGGGAGGAUAUGGCCAAUUCAGAUUGUCAGUGGGAGCAGGUGGACAACAGAGCCCAUACAGACAAGGCCAGAUGAUGAAGAAACGAAGACUGGAUACUUAACUAUUAGAAAGUCAAAGCAGUUUUAAUUUAUUUUUAUUAAUUUGUGAAUAUGAAAAUAUAAAUGUGCCACCUUUGUUUUUGACUGAUGGAGCACAUGCUGUUUGUAAUAAAAAUUUUAAACUAUAUUUCUAAAGUCUUGUCAUUGACCACUUUGUGUUAAAGGAAUAUUCCAGGUUCAUUACGUUAAGCUCAAUCAACAGCUCAAUGGCAUAAUGUUGAUUACCUCAUAAUAAAUGUUUAAGUUGCAAUAUUGGAUAUAACUUCAUACAAAUAAGGUUAGUAAGUGAUGAUCACACUAAAUCAUGUUAACAUGUAUACUGUUUACCUCUUGUGGCUAUACUUUUUAAACAAUAUGCAUUUUCACAUUUAUGGACUGGUCCUAUUCCAUUGUUAGUCCUUUACUGUAAUGGUGAUUUUUGCUUUUUUUUGUUUUUUUGUUAAAUGGACAAGUGAAAAAUAUUUUUGUGGUGAUCAACAUUAUGCCAAAAAUGCUGUCGACUGAGCUUAACUUUAACAUUCACUUCAUAUAAAAUACACUGAGAAAAUAUAAAGUCAAAAAUGUUUUAUUAAGCCUUUUAAAUAUAUAAUUUUUUUUUUUUUUUUUUAACAAGACUGAUAAAACCAUAGUCACCAAAAAGACUCUGGCUGAAAAUAAUUGACAAACACAUUAUCAGCAGCAAUUUUUCUUUUUUCCUCUCGCUUGACCACAUAAAUGUAAUGCUGUUUGUCUACAGGAACAGGUGUGAGUUAGGUUGUGAAAACAUGCAGUUUUCAGAAAUAGUAAUGUGACUGACAACUGGAGUGUGUGCUUGUGAUUAUUAGUGGUAUUUUAAAAGUUUUAAUUAAUGUGGUUUUGGUCAAUUAAAGAGGAUUUACAGACAGACAGAUUUGUGCACUCAAGUAUCAAAAGAAACAAGUAAACCUCCUCAGUCUGUUAAACCUUUAAACGGUGCAUAUUCUGCAUUGCAGUAACAAUUUCCUUCUCUAGAGAAGUCAAGUGGCUCAUUUCAG
Molecule: messenger RNA, 2627 nt
Organism: Myxocyprinus asiaticus (Chinese sucker)
Lineage: Eukaryota; Metazoa; Chordata; Actinopteri; Cypriniformes; Catostomidae
Gene: rad52
Product: RAD52 homolog, DNA repair protein
Exons: 10
Coding region: 213-1616 (467 amino acids)
Biological process (GO): mitotic recombination; DNA recombinase assembly; double-strand break repair via homologous recombination
Cellular component (GO): nucleus
Source: RefSeq, a predicted model, not a curated record